GAGUCCAGCUUGACCUGGUCGUGCUACUCCCGCUGCUGCCUACUGUGGUUACAACCUCGCAUCCAUUGAAUUGAAAACAUCUUUGUCAUGCAAACAUAGCUCUUCCUCAGCUGCGUCGAAUCGAUGUUAGUCGCCUUGAACCCCGAUCGCCGCGCAUAGCUACAGGACCGCGAUCUGGACGACAGUUCCUGCGAAUUCCUCGUUAUUCGUCAAUUUAGGUCCGGAAUUCUCAGGAUCGAGCGAUUGUGAUGUAUCCGCACGUCGACCAGGGGACUCAGCCUAAGCCGGACGACCGACCGACCCUCGCGCUCCCUCCGCCGAAUGCGGCGACAAUCCCCAGCCUCAACUUCACCCCUUCAUUCGCGUCGCCCUCGUGGGGCCCCGGCCCCUCGUCCCUCGUCUUCGCGUCGCUCUCCGGCUCCGGCGCUGGCGCAUUCACCGCCCCUGGCGGCGAGAUGGCUCUCGGCGGCGCACUCCGAAAAUCCUCCUCAAAUCCCAGCGCUUCCACCGCAAUGCACGUGCCUGCCACGUGGGCCUCCGCGCUGACACGCGCCGGAAGCUCCACAAUGGACGUGCUGAGCGGCUCGCCGAGGGAAAGCCUGCCGUAUGCUGCGGCGACACAUAGCGAUCGCUUCAGCCACAUUCAUUACAAUCACAUCGGCGGGAACGAGCGGCCAGACGGGAGCAAUGCGGGGUCGUCGGCGCAAGGGCAAUUGGUGUCUACGUCGCAGCUGUUCGCCCAUAGCCCGACCGCAGACCCGCGAACAUGGCAGGAACGGCCCGCGAGUAACCACAGCAGAAGCCAGGAUCUGAGCCAACAACCUCUCCUAUCGAAGCAAUUAUUAUCGAGGACACUGCUCCCGGCGGGCGUCUCGCGGUUCGACUCCGACCACAGCGACGCGGCUCUGCCUCAGGCGGCGGUCUUCGUCAAGCCCGCGCCGCUGUCGGCGGGGCAGAAUUAUCCGCCGUCUGGCGUCGCUCCGCCGACGAUCGCCGCUGGCGCCUCCGCGGAGGGCGACGCCGCGCUGCGCGGCGGUCAAUGCGGCGAGCUUGAGACCGGAGACGGCGGGGGAAGCGGUGGUCCGCACAACACGCCGACGCGGGGAGCGCCGAAGAAGCGCAAGCCCGUGGCGCACGCGGGGAGCCGGUCGGUGGUGGCGGCGGACGGGUACUUCUGGCACAAGUACGGCCAGAAGAGCGUCAUGGACAAAGCCAUCACCAGGGCGUACUUCCGGUGUGCGCGGCACAGCAUGGGGUGCACGGCGCGCAAGACAGUGGAUCUCCCCAUCGCCACACCCCCACCCGCUACAGCCGGCGCCAACACGGCCAACGCUUCUGGUGCUGCGCCCUCCAGCGCGUUGGCACAGGCGCAGGCGCAGGUGUCGUACCACGGCGAGCACAACCACGGCCAGCCCGGGCCCUGCACGAUCAGCCUGCCCAACUGCGCUGCCGCCGCCUUCGCUGCUGCUGCUGCUGCUGCAGAGGCAGACACGGAGGUCGCUGCGUCUGCUUCCCCCGGCGCUGAGAGGGGCGGUGGCGCUGCUGGGGCUCGCCUGGGACGGCGCACGGAUCACGAGAGACGAGCGGCCAUGGCGGACUCAGCAGACGUGGCUGCUGCCAGCGGCACGGGUGCUGCUGAUGCUGCUGAUGCAGCUUCCGCCGUGGCGCCGCUUGCUCUGACCCACCGCCUGAGCCUCAACUCCACAGUGUCCCUGGACCAAGUGCCGCUCUCCGCUGCCUCUGCUGCUGCUCCUGGCCCCGACCUCAUGCUCGCGCUUUCCACCGCCGGCACCACGCUCGCACCACCUGCAGCCACGCUCGCAAACCCCCAGAGGCCCAGCACUGCGGACGCAGCAGCGGCGGCGGCGGAGGCAGCGGGGGACUCGGGGAGCUGCACGGACGAGCCGAUGGUGGAGCAGUCGAAGCAUAGCCCCGCGGCCACGAGGGGUUCCAUGGAGGUGGGGUCAGCGCGCGUGGAUGGGCACCUGCCGUGCGCCGUCAAGCGCUCCAGGUCGCACUCGGUGGAGGCAGAGCCAGUGGGGGGAGGCGAUGAGGCAGAGAGAGGCGGCAGCGGGGCGGAGCCUGGUAGAGAAGAGAGACGCACGGCCUCUGCCCUGCUCCCUCAAGCUGCUGCUGCUGCUGGGAAUCAUCCUUCCAUAUCGGCUGCUUUCGCUGCUGCCGCUGCCAGUGCCGCUGCUUCUGCUCCAGCCUUUGCUCUCCCGUCCACGGGCCCUGUCAACCUGUGGGCCAUGAUGCCGCCUCCUGCCACCAAUCCUGCUGUCCCCAUCCUCCCCAGCAGCAGCAGCAGUAAUUUCCAUGGUCUAGCUCCGCUCCUCCCCAUGCACAUGCACACCCCCCCAUCGGGCGCCACCCAUCUCGCCCCCAUGGCUCACGCUUGGAACCAGCACUCCCUCCCCUCCCACCCCCAUUCGGCUGCUGCUUCUCCAUCCCCUCUUGCCCACCAUUUGCCAGCUGGCCUGGUAUGCGCGCCUUCCAUGCACCCACCAGCACCGCUCCCAAACCCGUUGCACCACAGCCAUGCACUGGCUGCUGGAGGGAAUCCGUUCGCCCAUCCCAUGGCACAGCCCCUGGUGGGACACAUGCCGGCACAGGCACAGGCACAGCUGCAGGCACAACUGCAGGCACAGGGCUUAUUGCAGGCUCAGGUGCACACACUAGCAGUCCACAAGCCCCCAUCCCAGCAACCAGGUAUCAGUGCGCCUAGCCCCAUUUCACUUCCCCCUUAUACACAAUCUGCCAUUCUCCCCCCGCUCUCUGUCUCUGGGUCGUAUGCCCACCAGCCACCAGCUGCGCCUGCCACGAGAGCAGGACAGCAGGGAGGGGGUGAUGCUGAUGAGUCAGCACGCCACGUGACAUCUUCUGGCAGGAAUUGGAACAGUAUCAUGGAGGGAAGCUCCCAAGGGGCCAAGAGGAUAUGUGUGGAGUGGAGCCAGAUAAGAACUGAGGCUCUAAAUGGAUCAGCCAAGGGGCCUGCUCGUGCAGCUGAUGCGGAUGCUACCAACUUCGCUGCCUUAGAAGGGGCUUCACACGUGGGGGCUGCUUCCAAAGGGAAAGACAUCAGUGUGGCUCAUGAGACCAAGACAGUUAAACUAGAUCUAGAGCUAAAGUUAUAGAGUUUGAGAGAGUGGUGUUCGGUACCAGCAUACGGUAGGAAAACGGGUUUCUAAACACCGUGAUUGACAAGAUUUACCAAGUCCAGUACCAGGUGUCGAAACAUAUAUAUACUGUCUAAGAGGCUAGAUACGUGCGUACUCCUAGCGAGUACAACCCCUUAGCACAAAAGCACCUUGUAUCUCUCAUUCUA
Messenger RNA from Closterium sp. NIES-67, 3325 nucleotides. The record is from the annotation of a GenBank genome assembly. Lineage: Eukaryota; Viridiplantae; Streptophyta; Zygnematophyceae; Desmidiales; Closteriaceae.